AUGAACCACUGCCAUCCCAGCUCUCAUCACGGUGGCUCAUUAUCAGAAAAGAACUCACAAGCUUGCAAGCUCUCAAUACUUUGGUGGUACAACCAAGGUAACACCUCUCAAACCACAUGGAGUACCUCGUCAGUGGAAUUUCACGGCUUUUCUGAUACUUCUCAACUGGCAAUGGCUGCAGUCGUAUUUAUCACCGUCCACGGCUCUAAUGGUGCCACGAUUUCAUUGAUGUGCUCCAAAACCAAGGUAGCACCGCUCAAGCGGCUCACCAUCCCGAGACUUGAACUCACCGCAGCACAGCUGCUCUCAAGACUCAUGCCAUACGUUCAAGCCACCUUGAAGUUGAACGUUACAGCAACUCACCUGUGGACGGACUCUGUUGUGACACUCACGUGGAUCAAAUCUCAUGCAUCGCGCUGGAAGGAUUUCGUGAGAAAUCGAGUUUCUCAAAUUCAAGAGCUCACUGCGAACGCACAUUGGAAAUACGUACCAGCAUGGCCAUCUCAACCCGCGCUUCCGGACGAGUUGAACGGUCAUGAGGCUCGUCCUGGCAUUGCUCUAUAUGCAGCUGCAUCUCAGCCGGAUUAUCAUCUCAUAUACAAGUUUAUCGCUCUCUUGAGAGGGUUCUGGGACGGGUUGUUGGACUCGCACUCUGCUUUGGAGAAGGCCAGAUUUUUUUGGAUCAAGGCUACUCAAGCGGCAUACUUCACGCACGAGAUCAAGAUGCUCACGGCCAACUCGAGACUACCAACUGCUCACGCAUUCAGUCGAUUGACUGCGUAUAUAGACGCUCAAGGGAUCAUCCGAGUUGGCGGCCGCCUCAACCAAUCAGCACUAGCUCAAGACAACAAACAUCAGGCGAUUUUGCCUCGCCACUCACGGUUCUCAACCUUGAUCAUUGCACACGCCCAUCUGCGUACCCUGCAUGGAAGAACACAGCUGACAUUGGCUUAUGUCAGGCACCAAUACUGGAUCAUCGGCGGACGGGCUUCGGUGAAGUCUCAUAUUUUACGGUGUGUCGGUGUGCUCGGCAGAGGGGGAUCCGUGCUCAUCAACUGA
Temnothorax curvispinosus is the source of this 1059-nucleotide messenger RNA. RefSeq lists its product as uncharacterized. The transcript is spliced from 3 exons. The coding region runs from base 1 to 1059 and encodes 352 amino acids. Lineage: Eukaryota; Metazoa; Arthropoda; Insecta; Hymenoptera; Formicidae. The record is from RefSeq and is a predicted model, not a curated record.